This is a messenger RNA of Saccostrea cuccullata (small rock oyster), 2037 nucleotides long. RefSeq lists its product as uncharacterized. The coding region runs from base 1 to 2037 and encodes 678 amino acids. The transcript is spliced from 4 exons. NCBI's taxonomy places the organism in Eukaryota, Metazoa, Mollusca, Bivalvia, Ostreida, Ostreidae. The record is from RefSeq and is a predicted model, not a curated record.
AUGAAACACCACAUAGACAUGAUGGAUGCAGGUCCUGAUGUAAACAACGAAAUGAAUGACGCACAGAAGGAUCGUAUCAUUAACAACAACAACUCGAUUGAAGACAUGAAUGAUAUAGAGAUGGCUAAUGAUGAUGGUUAUCGUGAGCAUGAAGAAGAUGAUUUUGAUGUGAAUGAUGUUGAAAGAGCUCAUAGUUUUGAUAAACGCAAAGCUGUGUCUUUCAUAAUCAAUCUGAAAGAAAUGCAUCGGAUACGUGAGACAGCUGCAGAAGAUGUUGCAAGUAGAGUAAACAAUAUUGUUGAUAGUUACAUCAACAUAUUGAAAAGAAGAUUAUACAAUUAUAUGCAAGGGCUAGACAAUGAAAUUCCAGAGCACACCUUUAAUGAUUUAUUUCACAUAGAAUUACCUUUCAAUGGUGUGGUGACAGCUCACGAACGAAAAAAAUAUAUCAAGGAAAACUUCCUAUAUGUUGAACCAGAGACAGUGCAUGUUGGCCAAAGGCUUCGAGUACUUCGGCAGAGAGGACAUGCUAACUUGGAUGUUGUGAGAGACACAUUCAUAUAUAUCCCACUUACUGAAAGCAUUGAACAACUUCUGCAAAAUAAAGAUAUACUUGAACUUGUUAUUAACCAGCCCACAGAAAGAAAUGACAGGUUUUAUUCCGAUAUUCAAACUGGUUCUGUUUAUUGUCAAAAUGUACAUUUCCAACAAAACCAAAUAGCUUUGCCAAUUGUUUUAUACUUUGAUGACGUUGACAUCUGCAAUCCAAUGAGUAAGCGUGCAGGGACACAUAAAAUUGGUUUAUUUUAUUACAGUCUUGGAAAUCUACCAGUUUCAUAUCGAUCCCGAUUGCCAGCAAUACGUUUGCUAGCAGUUAUAAAAAGGAAUAUCAUGAAUAAACAUAAUAUAAAUGUUGUGUUAGAAAGAAUUAAAAAAGAUUUAGAAACUUUGUCCACUGGAAUAACAUUGAACAUUCAUGGAAAUGAGUAUAAUAUAGUUGGAUGGUGUCUCUGUUUUGUAGGAGAUACUUUAGCUGCCCAUGAAUUUGGGGGUUUUAAAACAGGUGUUGGUUUUGCAUUCCAAAAAUGCAGAAGUUGUGAAUGUACAUUUAAUGAUAUGCAAGAAAAUUUUGAAGAGCACCUUUUUAUUGAAAGAAACUUAGAUCGUUAUGAUGACCAAUGUUAUGAACUUUCAAUGGCACAAACUCUGUCAGUUAGAGAUGUCAUUUCUCGGUCCUAUGGAAUCAACUUCAGAAGCUUAGCUCGUGAUUUUCCAAAUUUUGACUUAACCCAACAAAUUCCUUAUGAUAUUAUGCAUGUUAUCUUUGAGGGAGUUGCAGUAUAUGAGAUUAAGCUAGUUUUAAAAGUUUUAUUAGAUGAAAGAUUUAUUGUGAUUACAGAGAUGAAUAAUUUAAUAGAAAAUUUUUCCUAUGGUUAUGCAAAUAGAAGUAGUCAACCAACUUCGAUUCCAGCUAAAGUCAUCAAUGGAAAUGAAACAACUCUAAAACAGUCUGCUUCAAGUAUGAUAGUCCUUAUGCGGUUGCUUCCUUUUUUUCUCAUUGAUAAAUUAAACUGUCCUUUCAAUAACCAGUACAUUAAGUUUUUGAUAGAGUUGUGUGAAAUUACAUUGAUACUAUUGUCUCCAAUAAUAUCUUAUGAAUCAGUACAAAUGUUACGAUUUAUGAUUUCAAGUCAUUUAAGACAAUUUAAAGAACUGUUUCCGGAUAAAAACAUUAUUCCAAAACAGCAUUAUUUAAUACAUCUCCCAUCAACAAUAGAAAAGUUUGGUGCUCUUUGUAAUGUUUGGACAAUGAGAUUUGAAUCUAAACAUAAUUUUGUUAAGGAAAGGAUGGCUGGGUGUCACAAUUUUAAAAAUAUUGAAAAAUCUAUUUCUGAACGUUUUGCAAUGUAUGAAUGUUCUUUGAAUUUAUGCGAUAAACAUCCAUUGUUUAACAAUGAUUGCAUGUUUGGGAAAACAAAACCCAUUCAUCAAAUUGAGUACUGUAAAGAGAAAUUAGAAAGUUUUUUUUGGUAUUGA